AGACAUGGAAGAGUCUGCGCACUGAGUCAUCAAGAUUUGACAACUUACCAAGGAUAAAUUAACUCGAUUCCAGCUUCUGCUGCAGUAAUUCAGUGCAAAAGUGUAGAAGAUAAAAAAAUGGUUUGACACAAUUGUACACUAUACAUGCUAUAGGAAAGACACUUAAUAAGUACAGUAACAAGAAAGUAGGUCAACACCCUUGUCUGGUUACAGAAAGUUGCAGCAUUUUGAUUAAGAUCUCAGCGAGAAGUAUUUCACUCUACAUGUAGUUAAAUCCAGGGGAUAUAGAAAUGUAGCUAGCUAAAUAAAAUUUUGCAGAUGAGUUUACCGAGACCAUCAGGGCUGAAAGCCCCUUCAAAGAUUGGCAAGCCUACAGGUCUGCCACUGCCCAAGUCGUCUAUUCCAGCUCCAGACAAAGCCAAAAGUGCCAUUGCUAAAAGUGCUCGUGCUGCAGGUUUUAGUGCUACUCAAGCUGAUAAGUACGCCACCACUGUUGUCAAUAAACUUGCAGGCCCUGAAUAUGAGGUACCACCCCCUCCGUCAGAUGAUUUUAAAAUAGGUGACAGAGUAUGGGUAGGAGGGAGCAAGCCAGGUGUGAUUGCCUUUCUAGGGGAAACACAGUUUGCCGCAGGAGAAUGGGCAGGAGUAGCCCUUGACAAACAAGAAGGCAAAAAUGAUGGAUCAGUUAAAGGCAUCAGAUACUUUCAGUGUGAAUCAGAUAGGGGUGUGUUCGCUAGAAUUUCUAAAUUAUCUAGAACCCCAGGACUUCUACCGAUGACAUCGAAAAUGGACGAUACAUUGUCAGAAACUCCUUUGAAACCAAAUGGACCGGCAAGAAGACCAACAACCCCAAGCGUUACACCUUCCAGAGGAGUGUUUGGUUCUAAUACUAGUUUAAGCAGAGCAUCACCUGCCCCGGGAACCAGACCUGGAAGUAGACCUGCUUUAAAGGUUGGAGAUCGUGUGUUUGUUAGUGGGAGUAAGAUGGGUACGCUGCAGUACAUUGGAGAAACAGACUUUGCUAAAGGAGAAUGGGCUGGAGUUGAACUUGACGAAAAACAGGGUAAAAAUGAUGGUGCAGUUGCUGGUAAAAGAUAUUUUGAAUGUAAGCCAAUGUAUGGUUUAUUUGCACCAAUCCAUAAAGUCACUCGUCUAACAUCAGGAACAGCUGGUCCGGGAAAACCAGCUACGACUCCUACAUCACAGUCCCGGUCUUUGAUGAACACAAGUCUUCGUCUUUCCAAAGAGAGGAGUGGUAGUCAGGAAUCAGUCAGUUCCAUUAGCUCGUCAGCGUCCAGCGUGUCCCGUAGCCGGGUAAGGCUUGGAGUCACCUCACUCGGCAAUCAGCUUCCUCUUCAUCAUCAACGAAAAAGAGAACUUACGAGUACACCAAUUGCGGCCAAACCAGGUCAUCGGCCGAGCACUCUCAAUUUAACAGCAACAACAACUGCUUUGCAGAAAGCAUUAAAGGAGAAAGAAGAACAUAUAGAACAGCUGCUGAAGGAGAGAGAUUUAGAGAGGUCAGAGGUCGCUAGGGCUGCAGCACAAUGUGAUGAGGCUGAAGGUCAGAUGUCAAUGAUGAGGAGUGAACAAGAGCGAUACAAACAGGAUGUUGACGAUACGGUUCUCAAACUUAGGUCCCUUGUAGCUGAUAUGCAGCAAGAAAAAGUAGAACUUGUUAACCAAUUAGAUACAGAAAAAAGAAAAGUAGAAGAUUUACAGUUCCAGAUAGAAGAGGAAGCCAUGACCAAGGAUGAUAUGGAGUCGAGAACAGAAGAAGAAGAAAUGAAAUUCAGAGAGAUAGAAAGAUUACAACAGAGAGAAAAAGAACGAGCUGAUAAACUAGAACAAGAAUUAUAUGCCAUGAAGGCAAUGGCUAAAGACAAUACAGAGAAGCUGGAAUCAACAGAAGAAUUGAACAUAACCUAUCUUGAUCAGAUAGAGGAAAUCACUCAUAAACUGUCACAGGCAGAAACUAAAAUUAAAGGUUAUGAGUCAAAUCGGCUUGAGGAAGGUGCUAAGACGAGCCAAGUUAGUCUAGAAUUGGAAGAGAAAGAACAUAAGAUAUCAGAACUAGAAGAAAUUCUUACAACGAAGAACAAAGAAGUAAAACAGUUAUCUAAUAAUCUGCAAGAAGUGGAAGAAGAUUUAUUUGCGUCCAGGGAGAAGAACAACCAUAUGAAGAAUCAAGUAGAUAAACUUACUUCUCAAAUGGACAAUCAAAGUAAAGCUUCUGAAACCUUCAAUUUAGAACUACAGCAACUAAAAUCUCAAAUAUCAGAUCUGCAGAGGAAGCUGGCCUCCAGUGAAGAUAAGGCCAAGAGACUUAAUGAUGAGAAAAUACAGCUGGAACAGCAAAUGAGUGAUAUGAUGAGAAAUUCUGGUGAUAGUUCCAAACGUCUGUCAAUUUUAACUGAGCAGCUACAGGACAGAAAUAGAAAAAUCCAGGAUCUACAAGCCGACUUGUCAAGUUCUACUCAGCAGUCAGCAAAACUUAGAGAAGAGAAAGAUAGAUUGAGGAAGGAAGGAGAGAAGGAGAGAGAAAAUUUAAUUGUAAAACAUAAUGAUGUUGUAAAUACUAUUAAACUUACUUUACAAGAUGUGCAAAAAGAAUUAUCUAAAUCCAAUAAUAAAAUGACUGCCAUGAAAGAAGACUUUGAAAAAGACAAAGAAGAUGCUAUUAAUCGUAAAAUUACUGAAAUUAACAAUUUAAAGAAAAAUUUGGAACAAAGUAAAGCUGAUUUAGAAAAACAAGAGGUUCAAACACAAGCUCAUAAACAGGUUCUAGACAAAAUCAAUAUGGAAAUGGAAGCACUUAAAUUUGAAAAAGAAAAAGCAGACAAAAUGGUGAAACGGUUGGAAAGUGAAAAAGACAGUAUAAACACAGACUUGAUACAUAUCAGAGUAACUAAUAGUAAGGUUCAAUUGGAGUACGAAAAAAUGGUGGACGAGAAAAAUAAACUUCAACAACAAAUAGAGGAUCUGAAGGAAGACAAGGACAAGGUGUCAGAAACUAAAUCUUCUAUUCAACAAGAAAAAGAAGAACUGGUAACCGAGAAGACUAAACUUGUGGAAGAAAAUGAUAAAGUUAACAGGGAACUAGUGGAAAGUAAAGCUUCACUACAACAGAAAGAUAUACAGAUAGAAGAAUUACAGAAAGAGGUUGAGAAAAUGAAGACAGAAGUGAAUGAAAAAGAAGAAGCCAUGUCACAGAAAUCACAAAGUCAGUCACAUGAUCUACAAACACAGAUUGAGAAAGCACAGGCCAGGGUCAAAGAAUUAGAUGGCAUGUUACAAUCUGAAAUUAGCCACGGAGAAAAGAGAGUGAAGGAAUUGGAAAAGAAACUUCUAAUGCAGACCUCCGAGACAGAUCAACGAUACAACCAGUUAGAGGCUUUAUUUAAAGAGGUGGAGGAUGAGAGAGAUACCAUGAAGGCACAGUUAGAAUUCUCUAAUCUGGUAGCUGAAGAAAGGAGGAGGUUAGAAGAACAGAACAUGCAGUUGAACCAAGAGAUGGAGAAAACAGAAGAUAGUCACAGAAAGGAAAUUGAAAGUCUGGAAAAGACGAAGAUUUCUCUUCAGAAGGAGGUUGCCAACUUAAAGAAUGAUAAUGCCUCACUAGAAAAGUUCAGACAUUCAACAGAGAACCAGGAACAAGAAAAUAAAGACUUGAUUAGUCAGAUAAACUCACUGAAAUCUCAGCUUCAGGCUCAAGAAGUCAACAGCAAUACUAUAGGACUGUCAGCCAAUGAAGUUGAAGAUAAACAGACAAUAGACGGUCAGGUUGAAUUCCUUAACUCUGUGAUAGUUGAUCUACAAAAGAAAAAUGGAGAUCUAAAAACCAGAUUAGAAGCCAUGGAAUCAGGUGUUAUAACAAAUGGGGAGGCCAAUAGUUCCAUGGAAGAAGUAAGUGAAAGUAAGAAGCCCCCUCCACGAUUAUUCUGUGAUAUAUGUGACGUGUUUGAUAAACAUGAUACUGAAGAUUGUCCUUGUCAGGCCAUGGAUUACGACGACGAUACUCCAUCACCUUCACAUCACCAUGGUGACCGUAAACAACUACGACCUUACUGUGAUAUAUGUGAAGCAUUUGGUCAUUGGACAGAUGAAUGUGAUGAUGAACAGACUUUCUAACCAAUCACCUAUAGUCUUUCAUGAAAGAAGAUUUACUCCACCAAUGGAAUGCUGCAUUUCAUAUAGAGCAUGGAUUUCCUUCCAUAUUUGUUUUGGUUUUAAACACAUGUUAACAGUUUACGCAAACAUGUUGCUUGUUUUGUUUUUUUGUUAUUUAUCAUAUGUUAAUAAACUUUUCAUAUAAGUUAUUUCCAUAAAAAGUUAAUUUUUAAUUAGGAAGGAAAAUUUAUGUUAGUAUGAAUAUAAACAAAGAUUCCGAGGUAACGCUGAAGUUUGUGUUUAAUCGAGCUUUUUGCAGACUAUAGUUGCUUCUAAAACAGUGCCAAUUUUGACGUGUGAAUUUGUUUACAUAUGAGUCUGUGUUUGAACCACUUUGACAUGUUGUGAAAAUGGAUUGAAAUGAAUUUCUUGUGGACCUCUUGGAGAUCAAAGUGAGUUUUGAACUUUAAUAAGUCAUGCUUUCAUUUGAACCUCAAGAUGCAAUGUGAACUGGCUUAGCAAAAUGAACUUUUAGAAGCAGAAUUUAAAGAUCUGUUGUGUGAACCAGCUACUUACAGUUCUGAAAUUUAUGUGAAACAUAGGUCUUUCGUCAUCAGCAAAUGUAACAUUUGAAGAACCUAAUGGCAUGAACUUUGGCUUGAACCUGCUGAAAUUCAUCAAAAAUGAGAUACAAUUUCAUAACUGGAACAGAGUUAAUGCUUUUUGCAGUACCCAGCUUUGAAGAGCCUCCUCAUGGGUUUUUGAUUAUGUGAUUACUUGGCCGUUUUCAUAGUGAUUAUUUGAUUACCAGACCAAAUAUUUCAUGAUUAUUUGAUUAUUUGAUUAAUUAGGACUGUAUUUUUGAUUAUCUUGUUUAAAAAAAUAAUUAAUGAUUAUGUGAUUAUAUUGGCAAAAAAUUUGUGAUUAUGUGAUUACUUGGACACCCCCAUGAGGGGCCUCUUUGAACCAUUGAGCUCUCAACUGAAGUUGUUUUUUAUUUGUCUAACAUGCAUAUGGCCAAGUCUGAUUUUGGGUUGUGAUUUGUGUUAUAUAUGUACUCGGUAUAUAUUUUAAAAAGUUGUGAUGUUUAUGUUUUAGCUGAGCAAAAAUAUUGUAUUUCUGCUCAGGAAAAACAGCUAUAGGAGUAAAAUAUUUAAAGUUGCAUUUAUGUAAAACAGGGUUUUCAUUAGAUAAAGUGAAACUAGAAAGAAAUUCACCUUGUGCUUUUUUUAUGGAAAUUUGUAGCGUAUAACAUGAAAAUGAAAUCUUUCUUUUAUUCAAAGAAAAUAUCUGAUCGGUUAUUGUAUAUCCGGUUAAUUUUGGGUCAGAUUUUUUUGUUGUUUGGGCCUGAAAUUGGGCGUUUAAAUCUUCAGUGUGUUCGUAAUUCAUGUUUCAUUGUAUUGUACAAUACAUUUAGACAAAAAGUGAAAAUGUUCGUGUAGGGUACAUUUCGUCGUAAAAUGUUUACCUUGAAUCUAAGACACGCAUAUGGUAUAUUGAUGCUUCCAGAUUGCAUUAUUCUCCCAAGUCUACGUUUCAACAAUUUAUUUUGGAAUUAUCUUCUCUUUUGACAAAACAAGGUAAUUUUCAAUCUGAUUUAAUGUGUCAUGAAUUUAAUGUCACAAUAGGACACAUUUUUAUAACAAUAUGCACAAGGUUAAUUUCUAACUUGAAUCCUUUACUAAGAAAUUGACAGGGUUUUGUUUAAACCUAUGAGGUAUUUGUGCAUUAUUGAUAUUCAUUGAAACUUCACUAACAAUUUUGCUAUUAUUUCGAGAUUAAAUUUCCUUUUCUAAGGAGAAGGUAUGAAAAGGCCUAAAGUGUAAUAACAACCUUCAUACAUGAGUCUGUCAUUUAUCAGUACAUAUUUAUAUUUUUAAAAUUUCCUUUAAAUACUUUCUAUACGCCAUCAAACUUAAUUCAUUUAAGGAAAACAAUGCAAAAACUUCCAACAAAGCCUCAUUUUCAGAUCAUACAAAAUGUCUUAUGCAAAGAUCAAGAUGUUGAUGGAAAUAAGAUGUCUUUUUGGAUAAGGCUAUUUACAAUUUUUGUUUUAACUAUGGGUAAUAAAAAUAACCAUUGAAAUAGGGAUUUUUGGACCAACUGUCCAGAAAAUAUCAUCCAAUUCGUACAUGUAUAAAGAUGAAAUAAUUAUGAUUUUGAAAGGAUUCUAGUUUUUACCAUUUGUGCCAUUUCAGUUGGCACAUCAUUACCCUUAUCAUACCUCCUGCUUUGAGCUUAAGAUUAAGAAGAUAAUCAUAUUUUUCUAGCAGCAGUUUCGCAAGCUUUUAUAACAAAACUUAAAUGCAAUAUUUUGAAGUUGUUAGAAAAGUGCUUUUCUAAGCCAUCUUGUACAGGUUGUCUUCAUUAUCUAGUGAAUCAGUGGAAAUAUAAAUUUUACCUGUUUUUUUUUUUGUAGAAUCUUGUGUAUUUUUUUUCAUACAGUGAAGUUGAAUAUCACAUGGCACACAUAUCUAAUUUGAAGUUUACAAAUCCUGUUUAAUUCUAUCAUCAACAAAUAUUAUAUAAGUAAAUAUUUCUAGUUCCAAGAUUUUACAAAAUAUGCUAAUCAUCUGCUGAUUUUCAUUUAUAAUACCAGUUCAUAAUCUUCAUCUAUUUUCACCUGAAGUACAACUACCAUCAGCAAGAACUGUACGACGUCACUUGAUACAACUAGCUUUUGACAUUGCAUCAACCACCAAGAUUUGAAAACUGCCAAUUGUAACACUCCAUGUUGGAAACAUGUUGUGAAAACAAGCAAAAUAAUUAUUAUUAUUUGUUUUAUAUGGACUCACAUUGACUUCAAAGUCUACUAGUUUGAAGUAUUGUCAAGGUCAAAAAUUAAAUAAAUAUCUGUUUAGGGUUUUAUUAGUUCUAAGAAUAGACUAGAUGGGUAGAAAUAUACUAAAAAUUCAAUAAUUAUUUUAGAUAUUAGUAGACAGUUUUAUGUUUAAUAGGGAUUGGCCAAAACUUUCAGUGAAAUUGUUUAUGGUAGUCUCUGGUAUUAGUGUAGGUCUUGGAAUUCAUUUUUAAAGUGAAGUAAUUAGGUAUAUAAGUAUUUAGAACUAGUUUAUUCAAGAAACCUUAAACAGAUUGCAAUUUUAUCUUGGUCUGAAAUAAAAACAAAAGUUUAAGAUAUCAUAUUUUCGGUAGAAAUUAGGAUUUGGUUAUGGAAAACAAUAAAUAUUUACUUUUAUUUACUUUGGUACAUGUACAAUAAUUGUAUCUCUAUAGACAAAUAUUUAUGUCUUAUAUAAAAGAUAACCCAUAUAAAACUUGUUUAUUUUCCUUCACAAGUCUCUAUAAAGACAAGGUUACCAAGAAGUUUUAUUUACUACAUUUUCAAUUUAUCAUCAGUCCAUGAGCAUUUUAUGACAUAAACAUUAGAAAGAAGAGAUUUUGCACAUCUUGUAAAAUGUAGAUAUAUUUAAAACCUGUGUAUUAUAAACUUAUGUACAUAUAUAUAAAUAUUGUAUAUAAUAAUUUAACAAACUUGUCAAAGGUGAUUAUAAAAUUUAUCACAUGUUUUUGUUUGAAGUGAGAGUCCAAUUUUCGAUGCAAGUUGCAGGAAUUUUGGAAUAACAUAUUUUUAUGUGUUUAAAUUACCUGUUGAAACCAUACACAGCUCUCUAGUCUAGAACUAACAGAAUUUUUUUCUAGAUUGCUGUAAACGGAAAAAGAAAUAAAUGGAAGGAUUGCCAUCAGUAAAGCUACUACUAUAUAUCACUUUUAAUAACUGCUUAUAAAAUACAAAAACAGGUGGUAAAUUUGUUAACCACUAUGUAUAAACACAUCAUUAUGUAAAUUAUCCCAGUGCUCAACUUAUUUACUUAUGUAUAAACCAUUCCAUGCUCUGUAGAUUCAUUAUAUUUCAUUGGUAACAAUAUUCAGUGAGAGACCAUUUCAUUGAUUACAAUAUUGAGGAAGAGACCAUUUCAUUGGUAACAAUAUUGAGGGAGAGACUAUUUCAUUGGUUACAAUAUUGAGGAAGAGACCAUUUCAUUGGUUACAAUAUUGAGGGAGAGACCAUUUCAUUGGUUACAAUAUUGAGGGAGAGACCAGUUGUUUAAUUACAAAAUUGAGGAAGAGACCAUUUCAUUGGUUACAAUAUUGAGGGAGAGACCAUUUCAUUGGCUACAAUAUUGAAGGAGAGACCAUUUCAUUGGUUAUGAUAUUGAGGGAGAGACCAUUUCGUUGGUUAUAACAUUGAGAGAGACACCAUUGCAUUGGUUACAUAUUUGAGGGAGAGACCAACAGUAGUCAGAUAUCCUAAAGCCAGCAGUUGAUCCAGAAAAUUCCAGGUUUUGAACCACCAUUGUUUUGAAAGUUUCUUUGAACAAAAAUCUCCCAUAAAAAUCAUUAAGCAAAAAAUCAUUCACAAAAUUGAUCAGGAUUACUUUUAUUGAGGUCAAGCCUAAAUAAUUGCUUUUAAAAUUAGUUGAUUCUGAUGUCAUCCUGUCUUCUUAAUAAAAAAAUAUUGUUUGUCUUAAAUAUUUGUUACCAUGAUCUAUAAUGAAUUAACAGGCUAUGUUUUUAUUGUAUAUUUAUGCUAAUGGUUACAACAUAUGGUCAUUAUUGAAAUAUUAAAUCAUAAAUACAUGUCACAUUAGUUGAUUAUAAAUCAAAGGAAAACAAAGAGAUUUUUUGAUCCUCAUUGUAUGAAAAGUUAAUCAGUACCUUGAAAGUAUCCAUCUUCAAAAAGGUUGCCACUAUAUAUGUAGACAUUGUCUUUUUGAUGUGUACCUCCUUUUAUUUAUAAAUAUGGUGCUUUUGUUAAAUUAUAUUGAAAAACCAGUUUUUGUGCACGUUCAAUAUUUAUAAAUGAUAUGGAUUUUUUUGUGUGCAUACUAUACAGAUGCAGUUUGUUGGUAUAUUAAGCUUAUCUGAAGCUACUGCUGAAUAACACUUUGUAAAAAAUAAUUACGCUUGAGCUUUACAAAAACAAGUACAUUCAAAAUAUUCAUUGGUUGUAUAAAUUAUAUCGUGAAGUCACAUUCAUAUAAUGAACUCUCAGUGAAUGUUAAAAUCGUGACUUCUGUAAUCAGUUUUGUCUUUGGUAGUUUCAUCCCCUCUCAUUUUGUACAACAAAUAAUAUAAAAGAUUUUGAUAAAAGAACAUUGACUGCUUGAUAGCUACAUUGUGGCCACAGAUAGGUUUGAACAAAAUUACAGAACAGUCAGUGUGAUUUUGAAAAAUAUGCAUUUUAAUCAAAGCAGAUGAAAUGUGCCUUUAAUGUUCUUUUCUAUGUAUGUUUAUUUUGGGUGUUGAACAUUUAAGUUUUAUUCUAUAAGUGGACCAAAUUUUUUUCACAGUGUCAUGUCAAUGAUAGAUUUUGAAUUAGGAAAACCAAAUGUAUCUAAUUAGAAACCUUAUUUUCACUCUGUUCCUUCAUUUUGAAUAUCACAACAAGAAAUCCAAAAUAGCCUAGCAGAGAGAGAGAGAUGAGACUAAAUCAGAUUGAAUAUUUGAAUUUAUAAGAUUCCAGAAGAAUACUCAUUGUUUGAUUUAAUUUCAGUUGAUUAGAUAUACUUGACAAAUGACAAACAUUGAUUUUUCAGUCAUAAAAACAAUUACAAUCCAAAACUUUUUCUGAUUUCCUAUUUUUGGGUUUGGUGUUAAUGGAUCUUUAUAAAGAUAGUUUGUAUAGAGGUGAAUUUAACAAAGGGAAUGGCAAUACUAAAUAAUAUUUAAAUUUAAUACAAUUUAAUAUGUGAUUUAUGAGGAAAUGAUACUGAAAUUAUUAAGUAUCACUUUUUUUUCCAUAGUGUUGCUAAGUAUAUUUUCAAAUUAUUUAUUUUUUUGCAUUUAUUUAUGGUAUUUGUUAAUGUUUGUUCUCAAGUUUUGUCUUCAUUUGUGAAAAUUUAGAUAAGUGUGUUUAAGUAUAAUCAGUGCUACGUUUGUGCUAAUUUUCAAAUAUGCAAGUGCUUUUAUUUGGAAGAUGAAAUUAUAUAAAAAUGCUUGCCCCAGCCUGGUGAAAAAAAUUUAUUGCAGAAGAAGAAACUUUUUCAAGCCUUUGAAAAAUACCCAUCAAGAUCCCUAUGUCCUAUCAAUGGUAUUAAAAGUGUGUGAUAAAAUAAAUAAUUUUUAUCAUUAGUGGAACAUAUAUGUUCUGAAGAAAUUGAAUUGCUCAAAUUUUUAUAUCUAAGAGUCCUAUUUUGAGUGCUUAUUUCUUAAAUAUUCAAAUUUAUUAUACUUUUUAUCUUCACAGAAUACAAAACAGCCCGACCCCUGGUUUAAAUUGUGAAUAUGAAAGAUUGGGACAUGUAAACAAGUGUUGUAAAUGCUCCUUAUUUUAUGAUUUAAUAUAAAUACUGUUGAAUUUUUGGUUUGCAUGCCUCUUUAUUAAAUGUGAUUUGUUCAAGGUCAACAGGAAGGACAUCACCAUUAUCAUAUUAAACAAGGAACUUGUAAAUGUUUUGCAUUAAAUAAAUGAAACAGUGCAUAAAUGAUAAACUCCCUAUUCUGUUGAGACUCUAAAAACAAUUCCUUAUGUAAGUAUACUUUGAUGUAUGAUGGAUAUAAGAUGCGUUCAUGUUUUUGACAGAUUACCUCACUUUUAUAAAAAAAAAAAUAAGUCUGCAUUGUAAAAACAGCAAAACAAGUUAUAAAUCUUAUUUUGAAAUAUAUUUAAUCAUAAUGAUAAUGAUUUACACAUGAAACAAUUUUGUAUAAAAAAGGUCUCUCAGGGUGGUAGAUUCUUAUAUUACAACACAUUUUUGUACUCUAUCAAUUUGACCUGAAUGGGUGUGGCUUAUCGUGCUAUGUAAUUGAGGAACGUUCUUUUAAAGAAUAUGUGAAAAUUGGUUUUUGGUCAUCUCUUUGAUGUGCAACGUGUCUUUUUUAUUUUUGUUGUUGUUGAGUUGCUUAUUGAAGUAUACCCUACAUCUCCCCUUUAUUCAAACAAUUCAUGCCAGUACACCAAGAUGAUUUGCUAAAAAUAACACCUUGUGGUACAUUGAAUGUUGGUGAUUUUAAGUGAUUUGCUCUGAAAUAACAUUUCACCAAAAAUCACCUGAUUCAUAGUAACUUUUAUAAACCUAUAUAAUUUACUGGUAACCAAACUGUUAAGUAAUCACUCAAAACCAGAAAAAUUGUUUUUGAAUUAAUUCACCUUGUAAUAACCAUGCUUAACACUUCUUAAUCAUAAUUUAUCCACUGAUUACCUUUUUUUAAAAUAAAAACUCCACUUUUGCACAUCAGUUUAGGCCACACUCAAUCAAAUCCGUUUGUAUAAGUAAUGUAUGUGGUAUGUGAUAGUUAAUAUUUAUAACUAGACAGAUGACCUGUAUUUAUUAACAAUAGUAAAUGACUUUGUUGAAUGUAUUGGGUGUUAGUUAAAGGAUGGGGAAGGUCUUAUACUGCCAUGUAAUAUGUACCAUUAUAUAAUGCAAUUCCAUGUAUAAUCAUUUCAUCCCAUAUUGCAGAAAUAAAUUGCUAAUAAUUUUUA
Messenger RNA from Mytilus californianus (California mussel), 11557 nucleotides. Its product is annotated as CAP-Gly domain-containing linker protein 1-like. The record is from RefSeq and is a predicted model, not a curated record. Gene Ontology annotation, cellular component: nucleus; cytoplasm; microtubule plus-end. Gene Ontology annotation, molecular function: microtubule plus-end binding. The coding region runs from base 319 to 4131 and encodes 1270 amino acids. The transcript has 31 exons. Gene Ontology annotation, biological process: cytoplasmic microtubule organization. Lineage: Eukaryota; Metazoa; Mollusca; Bivalvia; Mytilida; Mytilidae.